Molecule: messenger RNA, 2063 nt
Organism: Pectinophora gossypiella (pink bollworm)
Lineage: Eukaryota; Metazoa; Arthropoda; Insecta; Lepidoptera; Gelechiidae
Product: prolyl 4-hydroxylase subunit alpha-1-like
Exons: 16
Coding region: 1-2019 (672 amino acids)
Biological process (GO): peptidyl-proline hydroxylation to 4-hydroxy-L-proline
Cellular component (GO): endoplasmic reticulum
Molecular function (GO): protein binding; iron ion binding; L-ascorbic acid binding
Source: RefSeq, a predicted model, not a curated record
AUGACGCUGCUGCAGUCUACUUACCAGCUGGACACUACGGAACUUGCUGCUGGAGUUAUAAACAACACCUAUCGCGAAGACCGCAAAUCCUAUGUGGCUGAAGUAACACCAAUGACAGUCAGUGAUUGCAUUUACUUAGGAAAGUAUACAUCUGAGAAUGAGGAUAACCUGUUAAGUAUCGCGUGGUAUAUUGAAGCAUUACACAAAUAUAAUGAAAGUGAUGCAGAUGUGUACAAUUUAACUGACCACACUGUUAUCAAGCUUCUCUGCACCGCAUACGCUAAAGAAGGUGAUGCAAGUACUGGAAUGGACUUAUAUGCAUUGAUGGUAAGUGCAGACACAAGAAGUUACCCACGAGUAGUAAGAAGGUAUCGAGAACUACUUAAGGAAAUGCUAAUGAGUAAAAAGAAAGGAGAGGCGAAGAUUACAAAAGAAAUACAAUCAAGAGAAGUAGGACCAACAAAGCUACGCUCAACGGGACUCCAUCUGAUCGAGACUCUGUGCCGUGGGGAGCUAAAACCAUUAAAAAAAAAUGAGAGAUUGACGUGCUACUACCAGACAGGGCCACAUCCGUUCCUGCGACUGGCGCGAGUGAAGACCGAGCUGCUGCAUCGCAAUCCUGACAUCAUAUUGUACCGUGACAUCAUCAGCGACGCAGAGAUACAACACAUACAUGAGUUGGCUAAUCCAGAUCUUUCAAAAGCAGCAAUUAUCUUUAACACGACUGAUUGGGAUAGCAGAUACGUAAAAAUACCAGAAGGACGUUCGAAAGUGGCUGCUAGGAUAAACAGACGUAUUGGUGACAUCACCAACUUGAACAUGGAGUUUGCUGAACAUCUUCAGUUUCUGGACUACGGUGUCGGAGAGUAUACCGCAGUGCAACAAGAUUUCUACAGUUUAACUGAAGUAUCUUUGGGUGGAGCUACAGUGUUCUCCGAGAUAGACCUGACCGUGUUCCCAGUAAAGGGGGCUGCUCUAUACUGGAUGAACGCGCAUACCUCUGGAGAAGUGGACAAGAACACAUUUCACGCAACUUGUCCCGUAUUACAUGGUUUCUAUUCUGGUUUCAUCAGAGACAUUACAGUGAAAUACCCCAGUAAGGUUGAUCAAUUUGGCGCAAUAAAUGGGUUGAUACGUCUACAAGACGUUUAUCAACAUGAGGCAAGUGAUUUCGCGAGGGGAAUACUAAAAGGCAAUUUCAGUUCCCCUAUGACAGCUACUGAUUGCUACAUGGAGAAAAAACAGCUGUCCGAACCAAUCAAAGAAGAAGUUACAAGAUUCAAUUUGACAGAUGAACAAAAGAAGAUAUUCGUAGAAGAUUAUAUCUACAAGGCUCUUUGCAGGGGUGAACAGCAGGAAAGGGAUUACAGCUUAACCUGCUACUACCAGACAGGGUCUCACCCCUUCCUGUGGCUGGCGCGAGUGAAGACCGAGCUGCUGCAUCGCAGUCCUGACGUCAUACUGUACCGUGACGUCAUCAGUGAUGCAGAGAUACGACAUCUGAAAGAAAUUUCCAAACCAAUGAUGCAACGUGUAAGCGUUAUUAACGCAAAGGAGACUGAAAAACGCGUCGCCAAGUCAGCGUUUCUCUUGGACGACAUGUCGGCAGUGGUAGCCAAUAUUUCCCACCGUCUGUCCCUCAUAACUAACCUGAGCAUGGAAUCCGCUGAAGAGCUGCAUUUAGUUAACUAUGGCGUCGGUGGCUACUACACACCUCAUCAAGACUUUUACGGAAAUAACAUUCCGCAUGACAUUGGUGCUGACCGAAUUGCGACAGUAAUUUUAUACUUGUCAGAUGUGGAGCAGGGAGGCGCGACGGUGUUCACACGCAUGAAUCUAACUGUGUUCCCGGAGAAGAGAGCUGCCUUAUUCUGGUGGAACCUGCAUCGGUCCGGGGACCCUAACUACGCGAGUGUUCAUGCCGGCUGCCCUGUGCUCAGAGGCUCCAAGUGGAUUUCAAUCAAAUGGUUUCAUGAAGAAGGUCAAGAACUGAUUAGACCUUGCCUUACGACACGUUAAACGCACAAUUGAGAAAUUCAGUAAGUACAUAACCAAGACGUUUU